GGGAGGGGCUCCGCCUGACCGACCGCCUGCCUAUCAAGCAGGAGUCCCUCCCCCUGCCGCCCCCUCCUCUCUUGGCCACACCCCCGGGCCCAACUGGGCCUGGGUCCGACCCUUCUUGGGUCGAGUGACCCCGCCUGGGUUGACAUCUCCCCACCUUGGUGCCCCCUUAGAUCCUAUUCUGCCAGACUGAGGUCCCCCUUGGGUCUGAUCUCCUUUACCUCCAUCCCUAAGGUCUGUGUCCUCUCCUAGCUGACCCCUCUGGCUAGGCUGAGUCUGGCUUGUGGUCAGGGUCAUCUAGCUUGGCAUAACUGGGCCGGGGUCUCACCCCUCUCUGCUGAGCUGGGCCGGGGUCUCACCCCCUUCUUGGCAGAGCCUCAGCCCCCUCUUCUGAGCCAGUGCUCAGCCCAUCUCGCUCAGCUGACCUCGGCUCUGGGCUCCUCUCCCUUGGGUCCCAUGGAGGACUCGGACUCGGCUGAGGCUGCAGCGAUGGCCGCUGCAGUGGCCGCUGUAAGGGGUACUGCCAGCUCGGAAGAUGAGGCCCCGGAUUUGGACUCAGACUCAGACUCAGAGACAGAGACAGACACAGACACGGACCCCGACCGGGAGGCCCGCCGGAUGAGGGCAGUGGCCGUAAUAGAGACAUCGGAGCCUGUGAGGCACAUGGACAUGGGUGCCAGGGAGCAGGCACUGCCUGAGCCCCCUGACCCCGAGGAGGAGGCCACCUUUGCAGAAGUGACCACAGUGACGGUGGCUAAUGUGGAAUCUUCCGCGGACAACGUCUUUACCACCUCUGUGGCCAGCGCUGCGUCUCUCUCUGGGCACGUGCUGUCUGGCAGAGCAGCUCUCCAACUCGGGGAUGGCUUGAGUACAGAGAAGGCCACGCUGAUUGUUGUCCACACAGACGGCAGCAUUGUGGAGACCACUGGUUUGAAGGCACCGCCCGCACCUCUCGCCCCAGGCCCUCAGGCUUCUCCAACUCCCGUAGCUCCUGGCCAGGACAAGGGGGGCACGAAGUACAACUGGGACCCAUCUGCCUAUGACAGUGAGCUUCCCGUGAGAUGCCGGAACCUCAGCGGGACUCUGCACAAGAGCCGCCUUGGCUCUGGUGGGCGCGGUCGCUGCAUCAAACAAGGUGAAAACUGGUACAGCCCUACGGAAUUUGAAGCCAUGGCGGGAAGAGCGAGCAGCAAGGACUGGAAGAGAAGCAUCCGCUUUGCUGGGAGGCCACUGCAAUGUCUCAUUCAGGACGGCAUUCUCAACCCUCAUGCUGCCUCUUGCACGUGUGCUGCCUGCUGUGAUGACAUGACCUUAAGCGGCCCGGUCCGAUUGUUUGUCCCUUACAAAAGACGGAAGAAGGAAAACGAGAUGCCGACAACACCCGUGAAGAAGGAUUCCUCCAAGAACAUCACCUUGCUCCCAGCCACGGCCGCCACAACUUUUACUGUGACUCCUGGACAGCUCACUACUUCUGGUGCUCUGACCUUUGACCGGGCGUCAACUGUGGAGGCCACAGCUAUCAUCUCAGAAAGUCCAGCUCAGGGGGAUGUCUUCACUGGAGCAACUGUACAAGACAGCAACGUUCAGCCGUCUUGCAGGGUUGGUCAUCCGGAGCCUCAUUAUCCCAGCUAUCAGGACAAUUGCCCAAUCUCACCAUUUCCAGAAGCUGCAUUGCCGACGUCUCAUCCCAAAAUAGUGCUGACAUCCUUGCCCGCACUGGCGGGCCCACCUGCGACCCCCACCAAAGCCAUAUCGCCUGCUGUGAUUCAUGGGCUAGAGAUGACUGAGCACCGGAGCUGGCUGUGCCUGGAAGAGAUGGUCAACUCUCUGCUGAGCACAGCCCAGCAGCUGAAGGCCCUGUUUGAACAGGCCAAGCAGGCCAGCUCUUACCGAGAGGCGGCCGCCGCACAAGCCAGAGGCCAGGUGGAGGCUGAGCGGAAGGAGUAUCAGAGCCCGCUCUUCCAGCCAGCUGAAGACGUGGCCGAAGGGAAAGCCGAAAUCAUCAUCAAGCAAUCUUGUGUCAACUGUGGCCGGGAAGCCAUGAAUGAGUGCACCGGCUGCCAUAAAGUCAACUACUGCUCCACUUUCUGCCAGCGGAAGGACUGGAAGGACCACCAGCACAUGUGUGGGCAGCCAGCCACAGUCACUGUCCAGGCCGAUGAAGUCCAUGUCACUGAGAGUGUGAUCCAGAAGGUCACAGUGUAAAUUACAGCAGUGCCCCCAGGGCCAAGCGGCA
Messenger RNA from Dromiciops gliroides (monito del monte), 2233 nucleotides. It is a transcript of the gene DEAF1, whose product is annotated as DEAF1 transcription factor. Gene Ontology annotation, molecular function: DNA binding; DNA-binding transcription factor activity, RNA polymerase II-specific. The transcript has 13 exons. Lineage: Eukaryota; Metazoa; Chordata; Mammalia; Microbiotheria; Microbiotheriidae. Gene Ontology annotation, cellular component: nucleus. The coding region runs from base 454 to 2202 and encodes 582 amino acids. The record is from RefSeq and is a predicted model, not a curated record. Gene Ontology annotation, biological process: regulation of transcription by RNA polymerase II.